ACGGUUAACUUAUACUGUGUAGCAUCAAGUGGACCCUCAAGUUUUGUUCACACAAGUCUAGUGCUUAAGCAGCGCCACAGUUUUGCUGUGAAGUCUACCUCUGCAGAUGUAUGCACAACAUUUGAUGGAAGUGUCGAAGGUGUAUCUUCACAUACUGUUGAAGAAAGGGUUGGGGUGCUCUUGUUAAAUCUUGGUGGUCCAGAGACCCUGAAUGAUGUUCAACCAUUUUUGUUCAACCUGUUUGCUGAUCCAGAUAUCAUUCGACUUCCUAGGCUGUUCAGGUUUCUUCAAAGACCAUUGGCCAAACUUAUCUCUACUUUUAGAGCUCCAAAGAGUAAAGAGGCGUAUGCUUCAAUUGGUGGUGGAUCACCUUUGCGGAAAAUUACCAAUGAGCAGGCAAAUGCUUUGAAGCUGGCACUACAAAAGAAGAAUCUGCAUGCAGAUAUAUAUGUUGGAAUGCGGUAUUGGUACCCUUUCACGGAGGAAGCCAUUGAUCAGAUCAAGAAGGAUAAGAUUACAAAGCUUGUUGUUCUUCCACUGUACCCUCAGUACUCCAUAUCAACAAGCGGGUCAAGCAUCCGUGUUCUCCAGAACAUUGUCAAUGAAGAUUCAUAUUUUGCUGCCUUACCAGUUUCCAUUAUAGAAUCAUGGUACCAACGUGAUGGCUAUGUGAAAUCAAUGGCUGAGUUAAUUCAGAAGGAGCUAUCAAUUUUUGCAAAUCCUGAAGAGGUUAUGAUAUUCUUCAGUGCACAUGGAGUACCCCUUACCUAUGUUAAGGAUGCUGGAGACCCGUACAGAGAUCAGAUGGAGGACUGCAUUACUUUGAUCAUGGAAGAGUUGAGAUCCAGAGGAAUCUUAAAUAGCCACACUCUGGCUUACCAGAGUCGAGUGGGUCCAGUUCAAUGGCUUAAGCCGUAUACUGAUGAAGUUAUAAUUGAACUUGGUCAAAAGGGUGUAAAGAGCCUCCUUGCUGUCCCAGUAAGCUUCGUGAGUGAGCACAUUGAGACAUUGGAAGAAAUCGACAUAGAGUACAAGGAGUUGGCUCUGGAAUCUGGCAUCGAGAACUGGGGUAGGGUUCCAGCUCUUGGGUGCACCUCAUCCUUUAUCUCUGACCUUGCUGAUGCUGUCAUCGAAGCCCUUCCCUCUGCUUCUGCAAUCACAACCAGAAAGGGUAUCAACGCUGACUCAGACAUGGACCUGAGGCGUUACCUGAGCAAGAUGUUCUUUGGCUCAAUCUUGGCCUUCAUUCUGCUGCUAUCACCAAGAAUGAUCUCAACUUUCCGGAAUAAUCUGCUUUAGGUUGCUUUUCUUUCGUUUUUCCAACAAGACAGAAGAAGCAUGAGUAUAGUGGCAGUAAAGAUGUUUGGAUUUUUUUUUUAUGUAAAUGUGUGCAGAAGGGUUUGAGAGCUAACUAAUUCUGUGAUUAGAAAGUUACUGUGGUUAUGUAAUUCACUGGUGCGUACCUGACAUGUCAGGCAUUCAGAUGCUACUGCUAUAUUGAUGGUUGUGGUGAAGCAAUGAACUAUGAUAUCGAGCAAGUUUUAACUGCAA
This is a messenger RNA of Brachypodium distachyon (stiff brome), 1551 nucleotides long. RefSeq names its product ferrochelatase-1, chloroplastic-like. Gene Ontology annotation, biological process: heme biosynthetic process. Gene Ontology annotation, molecular function: protoporphyrin ferrochelatase activity. The record is from RefSeq and is a predicted model, not a curated record. NCBI's taxonomy places the organism in Eukaryota, Viridiplantae, Streptophyta, Magnoliopsida, Poales, Poaceae.